Molecule: messenger RNA, 5530 nt
Organism: Gavialis gangeticus (Gharial)
Lineage: Eukaryota; Metazoa; Chordata; Crocodylia; Gavialidae
Gene: TMEM169
Product: transmembrane protein 169
Exons: 2
Coding region: 130-1053 (307 amino acids)
Source: RefSeq, a predicted model, not a curated record
GUUCAGGAUACAUUGCAUCUGUUGGAUGCUGUGACUAAGAUGACUUCAUGAAGCUGAGCAUCCCUGAUUGCUGCCUGAUCCAUGGCUCAUAAUUUCAGGAGCUGAUAGGUAGUAAACCCUUAUUAAAAGAUGCCCAGCGAGACGCUUCAAAGCAGCAGCGAGGUGGAGGAAGCGGUGCAGAGAGAGAAGGGUGGAACACACAGCCCUCACCGAGGCUCCCUGCGGAGAGCCGUGGCUACCGCAGUCACCUUUGAUGGAGAGGCCACCAUGGACAGAAGGAAAAAGAAAAAGAAGGAGCCCCGCCCAGAGUCCAUAAUAGUUUAUCGCUCAGAGAAUGAAAAUAAAGUGGAAGAAGAGCAGGCAGAUGAAGAAGGAGGCGAGAGGAGUUCAGAGGAGGGCUCCAAGUUCUUAGGAAAUCCCAUAGCAGAUGGUGUCUGGAGCAUGCCCUUAGACAGCCGAUAUGUCACCUUAACUGGAACCAUCACAAGGGGGAAGAAAAAGGGCCAAAUGGUGGACAUCCAUGUCACUCUAACAGACAAAGAGCUACAGGAACUGGCUAAGUCGAAGGAACCUCCCAAAGAUGAAACCCCUGAGGGGAAAAAGACUUGCGAUGUUGCGGUGGACAGAGGUCCCCAUGUCCUCCUUUGGAGCAUUGUCUGCCUUCCUAUCAUCUUUGUAGUGUCCUUUGUGAUUUCAUUUUACUAUGGGACCAUCACUUGGUACAACAUAUUCCUGGUAUACAAUGAAGAGAGAACCUUCUGGCACAAGAUCACCUUCUGCCCCUUUCUGAUCAUCUUCUACCCAAUUAUCAUCAUGGCUGUAUCAUUUUCCCUAGGCCUAUACACAGCGGUGACACAGGUUGCCUGGUCCUUUGGAGACUGGUGGCAUGCUGUGAGAGAUAUGGAGAAAGGGUUUUGUGGCUGGCUGUGUAGCAAACUGGGCCUUGAAGACUGCUCCCCAUACAGCAUAGUUGAGCUACUAGAUUCUGACAAUGUCUCAGGUAGCCUCUCUGGCAAGGGCUCUGCGCAGGGUGUUGAGACCUCAGCAGUCUGAGCCUUUGGUCUUGGCUGACUCUCUGACUCGGUUGUUUGAGUGUAUUGCAACUGAUCCCCCAGGCAAAUAACUACACUGACUUGUUAUAUUUUAGCAAACACUUAAAGGAUAGUAUUUGGGUGAUGGGUGGGCAGGGUGGGUGUCUUACAUGCGCACAGAGCGCCCAUGCGCUGGAUGAGAUGGCAUUUGUUGUGAGAUGAAUGUGCAUGGUGAUGCCCUAAGGCUGCUGAUUUGUUUAGUGUUAGGUUUUAGCUUUGCAUAGCUGGGAGAAGUUCCAGGUCUGUUGGGUAGGAGUGGGAACUUGGAUGUAUGUGGCUGAAGUGUGCCAAAAAUUCCCAGCUUUACAAAAUGCUAUUUUUUAACUUGUAGGAUAAAACAUCCAGGUGAACAUAGACCUAGCUAAAGAAGUCUGAACUUGGGUCAGGGCUGGUGCCCAACUCCUGCUGAAGUCUGUGAGGACUUUGCUCAUAUGAUCUAGGGGCUAAAUUGCAAAGUGUGUGACUUCACAGAAGUUUUCUUAGAUACAGAUACUCUGGGAAAAGUAUUUCAGUAGUUCAGGCAAACGUAGCAAAGCUGCCGUCUGUUUGGGAUGUAAGCAGAAGUCCAAGCUGUGCCAGAAGUUUCCGUCUUUCUUAAUCCUCCUAUUGCAACCUCAGAAAGAAGCUGUUUGCCUGAGCAAAGAUCAGCAGCUUACACUUGUGAAUGCAGCAUAUGGGUCAUGCGAGCACAUAUACUGGUAUUUCCAGUUGCACAGUUGACAGCUCCUGAGGAGAGCAAAUCUUGCUAUAAUGGUACGAGGCAGUAGAGUGGUCUUGCUGCCCUUAUCAGACAGUGAAUCUCCCCCUAGGGACUGGGUAGUCCUGAGUCUGUGUCUUUCAGUGCUAGUGCAAAAUGCAUUAGUGUCUUAGCUCAGGAACUCCCUCCUGAUUUCCUGGCUCCAUAGAGUUAGUUAUAGUCAACAGUGAUGGAUUUCAGCCAUCGUGUAAUUUCUACCACAUAUCCUUACAUUUCAGUGUCAUAAUGGUUUUUCCUUCUGUGGGGAUCCUUCUUGGCAUGGAGUGGACUCUGAAACCGAGACUGAGGUUGUCAUCACAUCCUGGAAGAACUUAAGAAUGCUGACACAGGAAUUCCUCUCUGACUGUCAGAUUUUGGACUGGGAAGCCAACAUGAGAGCAUGCAGGAGGAGGUUUGAUUGAGUGUGUUGGGUUGAAUUUCAGGGUGCCUGAAAAGUGAUUCAUUUUUCCAGCUCUCUGCACCUGUGAACUUUGUGAGUAAAGGUGAGUAAAGCGUCCUGGAGUAGAGUCCAGUGCUUCAUCAUCCCCAAAUUAUGCACAUCAAAGGCUGCAGCACAGCACUCAUCAUUCUCAGUGCCCUGUUCCUAACCAGGAAGGGCCUAUCAGUCACAUGCACGUGGACCAGUGAGUCAUAGCCAGAGCGCAGUCCAUUUGACGUUAUGGCCUUUCUGGGCACAUGCACUUUGCCUCUCCCCCUGUGCUGCAGGCUAAAUUAUCUGUUCCAGUGUUCAGGCUGCCAAAAGCAUGGUACUAAUACAGUAGAUUAAGCUGGGACCUGGGAUUUUCCCAAUGUAGGACCCUGGCUUAUUUAAAAACUGUGUCUGUGUGGGGCGGGGGUGUGCGUGCACACACAUGCUUGGACUGUCUUCUUCACCUGCAGUUUGCUGGUUAGCACUGGUGAUGGGGUGGAUUGAUUGAAGGAAGCAUCUUGUUUGGGAUACAGCUGCACUGACAGCUCAGCGCUCACUCUAGCCUUACCUUUGUCCAGAGUCUGGUGUGCAGAGGACUGAACAAAAGGCAACCCAUUGGCUGCUGGGCACACAGCAAAGCCAGAUCUUUGCCAGAAAAAGAGAUGACAAAAUCCUUGGGGCAAGGAGAUGAAAGGCUUUCCUCAGGCAGAACUCCUUAGACUUCAUGAACAGCUUUCUCUGAGAAAACGUCUUUGCCACUUCUCCCUUCAGACUAAAUAGCUUUUUACUCCUGAAGCUGUUAAAGGCAACCUCUGUAGUUGUAACGAACAAUGGGAUUUUGACUUAAGCUUGUGUCUUGUGGGGUGAGGGGAGUAAGGAAAAAUGCAGCUGACUCCUUGAACUUCCUGUAUAAAAAGUUACCGUUGUCUAAACUGUUCAGGAUGCACAUCAGGGUUUGUCCGCACGGUGCCAUGUAGAGAUAGAUGAUAGAGUUAGCUCUGAGCACAGCAGUGGUAACUAGCUUGGGCAGAGUGCCAUGGUAAUGUAGCUCCUGAUUCCCAGGUUAGCUCAUUCAGAGCUUGCUCAGCUGUCAUGGAAAGGUACAGCAUUGCCAUGGCUUUACCUGAUACCAAGAAAGCCGCUAAGCAUUUGGGAAGGUAAGCUUUAGAUGUCUGUGUUGCUGGUUUGCUUUGUUUUUAAAUCUUGGUGGAAAGUUCUGCUAUGGAAUGAAUGCCUCACAAAUGUGAAGUACUUUUGCCUUCUCAACAGGGCAAGAAACUCUGAACUAAAGACCAUCUGAAGAAGCACAGCUCCUUCCAGUGUGUUGCUGUUUGGCUUUAGCCUUUUGGCCAAGGCUCUCAAAACACUUGGGAUCCUUAUUUGCUGAAUACUUGCAUCACCACUCACAAGUGGUAGAAAUAUUCCUGUUUCAUAGGAUGUGUCUACACGUUCCUUCAUGCACCAUAAUUAUGGCACAUUAAGUUUAGUACCUGUAAUAACAGGUGCUAACUUAAUGCGCUGUAAAUUGAUGCUACUGUGCAUUAGCGCAGAUGAAUGCUUUUUAGGUAACACUUAAUGCCCAUUGCACUAAAACUACUGUACGUUAGUGCAGAUAAACACUUUUUGUGUGACACUUAAUGCUCAUUGAACUAAUCUACUGUACAUUAGCAUGGUUUUUGUCAGCUGUGCUCAUGCACGGUAGAAAUAGUCCAAUGGGCAUUAAGCAUCUCGUGUAGACACGCUCAUAGAUGGGGAAACUAGUACACAGCAAACAAGCAACUUGCUAGAGAUUACUGAAUAGAAACACAAGUCUGGCUGCUUGAGCAUUGCCUAAUGCCCCAGUCUUAUUUUCACCUGGUGCUGAAAGGCAGUGAAUCAUCUCUUGGCAGAGGGAAUAACAGUUUGAGCUGAUAGCAGAUAAAUUGCUGUGAGUGGCAAAGAAAACAGAAGACUCGUAGCACGUCAGGCAAAUGUGGAGCUUUCUGCAAAGCUGUUAUUUUGCAGUCCUUCUCUUAGGGACCUGACCUGAGGCCCUCUCUCCUCUUCCUCCUCCUCCUUCAAUAGGAAACACAGGUUGUGAGGGGCUUCAGCUUUGGCUGCCUGUGAACCGAUCCAAGGUUCUGAACUGCUCAAAAAUCCUGCAUUUGGAAAUGGCAGGUGCCCGCGUGGCUGGGGUGGAGGAAGAGCUUAAAUUUGAUGAAGUGGGAGGAAGCAUCCAAAGGCACGCCACUCGCCACUACCACACACACACGCUCUUCUGCCUUGUGGGUCGCUGCCAGCUUCUUUGCAAAUAGAGGAAUAUCAUUGCCUCAUUUACCUUGGAUCUGAUGUAUAUAGUUUGCGGUAAGUGUGGUGGGGAGGGAAGGAGGACAAGUGAGGAUCUUUGUUGAGAAGAAAGAGAGGAGUUCGGCCACUGUUAAUACCAAAACAUAGAUGCUUAAAGGGACUGAGCAAGUGCUGGGUCUGUGGCACAAAGGGCCCUUUAGCAGCCAGAGAACUUGGAUGAUAGACACUAUUUACAGAAUACAGCUUUGUAAAAUGUCCAGUCUCCGCUUUGCUGUUGGUUUCACCAUGAACAUUGCAAGCAGCCUGCUGGAGCGGAGCAAGCACAGCCAAAUCUGCACCUCUUACUGCCACAUAACUCUUUUGAAAGAGUCAAAAUUCAACCCCCAGGUAUAGCAGCUGCACUGCUGGGUGUACUGGAAUCAUUUCUAUGGGUCAUCUUCAUAUGAACAAUCAUGUAUCUUCUAUUUCUCUACCAAUACUAGGCCUGCUUCCUCUCCUGUUGUCAUGAAUUGGUGCUUCAUCACUCAGUGUGAGCAGGCUCAGGAUCUGAGUAAUUCUGGUGCUAUUUGAAUAGCUUUAUUCCUGUCUUUUUAAAACCAAAACUCUGGAUAGUAUUCUCCCUACCCCAAAAUAACUUGCUUAAUGCUGCAAAAUAUCAAUAAGCUUAAUCAUGUGAUAUAAUAGAAAAAGCACAACUCCUUGCCUCCUUUCACUCCCUGCUGCGUGUACAAGUUUACAUACGUUUUUGCCCAUGUGCCGUUGUCUAAUUGCAGGGGCGCUCCUGUAAUCCCAGUGGUGGGAUGCGUAUCUGACUGCUCCUGCUCGGAUGUAGUUUUCAAUGUAAAGGUACUGUGUCUCUGCUGAUUUGACUGCCUGUCCUUUCUCCUAUCCUUGCUGGCCUGGAUGGAGAUUACUAAUGAUUCUGGCUUUGAAAGAUGGUUGCUUUUAUCCUCUUGCUUGACUCUAUUAAAAAACCACGUGAUGCUA